Gasterosteus aculeatus aculeatus (three-spined stickleback) is the source of this 1905-nucleotide messenger RNA. RefSeq lists its product as uncharacterized. Lineage: Eukaryota; Metazoa; Chordata; Actinopteri; Perciformes; Gasterosteidae. The record is from RefSeq and is a predicted model, not a curated record.
CAAACCCGCGUUCGACUCCACACAGAUAUUUUCUUAUCUUUUGCGCGGCAAAACAAGCGCACGCUGGUAUUUUCGGUGGGAGGAGUGAGGGGCUGUUGGUCUGGUUUUUAGUAAAAGAAACUAACAGCUUAACUGAAACCGGAACUCACCAAUAACUCAUCACAGAAACCUGAACGAGUAAAAUCAAACAACAAAAAAAUGUCUUCACUAAGAAGUAAAUCCGCACAGGACAUUAGCGACCUUCUGGAUGAGUACGGGAUAAAGCACGGGCCGGUGGUCGACUCCACCAGAGGUCUGUAUGAGAGGAAGCUGAAAGAGGCCAUGGCCAAAGGGAAAGUCUCCAAAGCCUCCCCUGAUAAAACCUUCUACCGAGAAGAGGAGGAAGUCACCUACGUAUACAGGACACCUGUCAGGAAUGAAAGUGCAGGAGACCGUGGCUCCUACAUACGGCCAAGAUCAGAUAAGAGUGAGAGGGAAUUUGAACCUGUACAAUCGUACUCCAGCUACUCGAGCGCAAUGCCUGAAUACAGAGGAAGAGAUUUGGUCGAUGAGUCGGACAUGUACGACACACCGUCAACUUACAGAGACUCCUAUAAGAAAUCGACCCCCAUGAAAUCGCCAGAAGCACCAAAGUCGUCUCGCCUCAUCCCACUCUGGGUUCAGUUUGUCUUCUUCCUGGCUGUGGUUCUCUUCCUCUACUUAAUUUUUUCAAGCAUGGAAGCAAAUGAAUCCCUCAAAGGAAUAGAAUGAUUUUUUUUAAAUGAAAGCCUGGUUUAAGGGGAUAUUAUACAUAAUGGUGCAUUUUGAUUGGAUGUAUGUAUUUUGGUUAAUGCAUUUAAUUUAGACCUUGCUGACAUUGGGCUUAAUGCAAUAUUUGUAUGCUUUAUAGUGGCGGUUUACGUGCUUGCUUAUGGUCAUGGGUAAAAUUGUCAAACAGCAACACUACUAGAAGAGAUGAGGACACCAGGAGGACCAGCACAUAUCACAAAGAAAUAUAGAAAAGCUUUCUUCCUCUUCCCUGGAUGCUUUCAGUGGGAUCUGGUGAGGUUUUUGAUAUCAUCAAUCAGCAGCUCCUCCACAGCCCCGUGCACCAACUGGUGAUCUUGUGGUGCUAAAUGUGGCAAGAAAUUAAUUUAUUUCCAGAUGUUAUGGCAGUUUUACUAUACAUUCUAUAUCCACAGAUCUUGAUUGCAGCAAUUUAAGAUCAAUGGAUUAUUAUAAGGUUAAAUAUUUAGAAAUAGAGAUGUUGUUGACUAAGGUUUUUUAUAUUAAGAGCAUAAAGAACCCCGACUACAACCCCAUUUUAUUGUUAUUAAACCUCAGACAAUUAAAUAUACUCUUUCAGCCAUUCACAAUGAAUCUAUCUGCAUGGGAAGAUCAUACUUUAUUAACCACAUCUUAAAAAUCUCAAAAUGUCAAACUUCAUAUUCCAUUGAUUGAAUAAGAGACAUGUCAGUUUGCCAAAUUUAAAUCAAUUUUUGGCUAUAAUUUUUUUGCACUAAAAAUACACAGAACGAGUGUGUCCAUAUCAAUAACAAACAGCUAAACCUCACGUCAGUGCUUUAAUCAAUCUGCUAUUCAGUAUCAAAAAUGCUUCCAUUUGUCAGUUAUCAGAAAUAAUUAUUAAAAAGUACAGCUUUCAGACCAGCUGUCAUAAAAGUGCCUAAGUGGUUUUGUAGGAACAAUUGGGAUUUUUUUUCAAAAUGUAAUAAGUACUAAUAUUUUAUCUUGGGUACAAUUAUUAAAUUGAACUGUUUAUACAAGCUGUAAUGACAUGUGUAUGUUUUGUUCCACUAGGAAUGUGCACUUUUAUUAUCCAACUUUUACAUUUUAUAGAGUUUGAUGUGAUGUGUUUUGUAUUGCUGUAACAUUAUUUCAACUAUUAAAAGAGCUUGAAUAUGUAAA